UGAAACUCUCAGGGCAGAAUAAAGAAAAAAAGAAGAAAGAAACAAAGAAAUAUAACAGAAAUUGCACUAAAUUUCAAAAGGAAACCUCUUCCACUGAGGAAAAUUUUAUUUCACUUCAUUCUGGCAAUCUUUUUUGUUUUGAAAGUUUUAUUUAAAAUUUGUUUUAACUUAACACCAUUUGGCAGAGAUGAACUUUGCACACAUCUGCAUGUUUUGUCUUUCUCUGCUGAAUUUGACAAUGUUGGUGUACUCACGGCCAACAGCACAACAAAAGCGACAUAAGUUGCUGGCUGAAUUAUGGGGAGAAGAACUUGCCAGUUUGCUGUCUGCAGAAGAGAAUGUUGAUGCUGCCCUUGAUGACUACGAUAGCAGUGAAACAAGUAGAUUCCUAGAUGGUCAGAAACCUGAGUGGCGAUCCCUAAGGGACACUGUAACUGAAUCCCAGCCUAGUAAUGACCGUGUCUGGCUCCGCUUUUUCAAUGACUUUAUGAGUAGUCAAAAGAUGUUUCGUGGUAGAACAAAGAAGGCACCAUCCCGAGGGUGCUUUGGAAUGAAGUUGGACCGAAUUGGAGCAUUGAGUGGAUUAGGAUGUUAGAGACGACACCUAUUUGGUGAAUCUGUUCUGGACCAGAGGCUUCACACUGGACAUCUACAGUAUUUUCUGGCCUCAGCUUAAGUCUGCUGUUAAAUAUAUUUACUUAGUUAUUAGCAUCUGUGACAUCUGGUCUGCAAGAGACCAGCAAUGUUUUGUGUUGUUUGAAACAAAUGUGUCUUUGCAAGUUUAUUAUAAAAAAAAAAUACUUCCAUCCAAGUCUCUUAACUGUGCAUACUUUUUUGAACCAUUUUAUUUAUAUAGAUUCUAUGUAUAUAUAUAUUUUAUAUGUAUAUAUUUGCUUGCUGAUAUGCUGAUAUAUUUAUUUUAUUAUUUAUAUGUUUAUGCACACCAGUGUUCCCCUGUAAUGUGACGAAUGAAUCUUCUGAAUUAUUAGUCAUUGUGAGGUGAAAGACCCUAACAGAAUUCUGGAUUCAUUAAAGCUUCUUCUGUCUAAGUCAUUAAAAUAAGAUUUUAAACAACUGGAAA
Molecule: messenger RNA, 1081 nt
Organism: Protopterus annectens (West African lungfish)
Lineage: Eukaryota; Metazoa; Chordata; Ceratodontiformes; Protopteridae
Product: C-type natriuretic peptide-like
Exons: 3
Coding region: 188-595 (135 amino acids)
Cellular component (GO): extracellular region
Molecular function (GO): hormone activity; hormone receptor binding
Source: RefSeq, a predicted model, not a curated record